Messenger RNA from Aspergillus tanneri, 2013 nucleotides. RefSeq lists its product as uncharacterized. The coding region runs from base 1 to 2013 and encodes 670 amino acids. NCBI's taxonomy places the organism in Eukaryota, Fungi, Ascomycota, Eurotiomycetes, Eurotiales, Aspergillaceae. The transcript has 2 exons. The record is from RefSeq and is a predicted model, not a curated record.
AUGAAGCUUCGCAACAAUAUUCGUCCACCUAAACGGCUCAAUUCUGAGCAGUUUGACAGUCCUUACUCACAAGUAUCGCUACGUCGAACUAAGAACUCCGCAUCUCAUUCAUAUGUCCCCUAUGACCCCGAUUUACCCCCAGCCGCAUUUCCUACGCUGGAGCAACCGCGAGCACCUGGGCAACGCAAUUGUGAUGAGGAAGAUAAUGAGCUACAUUCAGAAACGUUGAAAGCAUCACAAAGCCAGCAAGACAAAUGGAGUACCCGUCUUGGGUUGGGCCAGGAGGAUAAUGAUGGACAAGUGGAUUUCGAGGAUAUCCCCCUCGGUCAGAUUGAGAAUUACAUUGCGAGCAAUGGAGAUAUGAACCCAGUUUACAAAAGGAACAUGGCUGUUAUGGCAAAUACAGAACAAUAUUUACUACCAGUGGACAGUGACAGUAUCGACAGUGAGCCUGACGGAGUAAUUGAGGAUAAUCUUGACAGAAGGUUGUCUAAGCACACAGAGUUUUUGCUGAUUCUAAGCAAGGCGUCAUCUGCCAUUGAUGAUCCUAAGUGGAGUGAUAUAUCCCCAUCAAUACAGCUGGAAAUCAUCAAUAACCUCCUUCAGUCUCACAGCUGGUCCAGCGCCUGCAACAUAUUAGGAUUAACACAACACGACCAAGAAGAAAUUCAAAAGCUGUGGCCCGAACGUGAUGGUCAGAUUAGAUCAGAAGACACACAGUUGAAAAGAAUGCGGCAAAAGCAAUUGAGCGUUCUCAUGAAAAUGGACAAUAGUAUGGGGGCAAAACAUCCAACUUCGCAUCAGGACGUUUUUAGUAAAAUCUCUAAACGGUCCAUUCGGAAGCUGAAAGGAGCCAUUCAAACUGAUUACUUCUUGUGCAAUGCCAAAUAUGUCUCUACAGCUAGAAAAUUCCUGCACAAGCGGGGUAUAAGUCCGAAGUCUGUCGGAAACUGGAGCAACAGCGUCAUUACUAUUAUACAAGGUGUUGACGAUGACUCAGGAUCAGAAAUUUCUGAAAUGGGGGAGCACCAGUCUGACUCUCUAGAAAUUGGCUCAACGCCAAGUUGUGACUAUGUUAGCUAUUAUGUGACUGGAGAUAAGCCGAUGUCUGCUACGCUGCCCCAAGAAUCAUGCAUCAACUCCAUUGGGACAUGUUUGCCCAGCACAGAAACCACGUUCCAGCAAGAAAGUAUUCUCAACCCACAUUCAAAGCCACUUAACCUUCUCCCACGGAAAAAUCCCUCCCAACCUUCUCAGCUCAAUGGCUUGGUUUGUCUCAAGAUUGGCGUGGAGCGGGCUGCUCAAAUUCAAGCUUCUGAACGACCUGAGCAUAUUGCACCUUCCCAAUUAGUCCUUGAACAACCACCACUGGAUAGUUUCUUCCACGAGCCAAUCGAAGCUGGUGUCAGUGGCACCUUUCAUCUAGCUUCGAGUCCAGAUAUUUCCUCAGUAUACGGGUCAGCCUUUUCUAACCUUGCGCAGCCAGUGCGGCGAAUCUUGGGUGGGAGCUGGUCCUAUGCUUCUGUCCGGCCCAGUGAAUAUCCUGCAUCUACUUCCUCCGCACGGCUAUGGCAAAGGCUGGAAGAAGCAAGAUUGGAAGCACGAAGAGAAAGGCGUGAGGGUGAUAGUAAUAGAGAAAGAGGAGAACAUAAUUUCUUUUCUGAACCAGAACGACCCAGCUCCGUGUCUGAAAUCCAAUCACAAUCAAGAGCGCCUACAAAAGUUCUAUCCUCUACGAGUGCAGAGGAAGUGAGCUGCCCAGAGAUCGAUACACAAUUGCUUCCAGAAAGCACAGAUGUAUCUGGUGCACCUUCCCCUGCACUACCAGACGACACUAUUGAAGAGACGGAUAAUAUGUCGAUAACUCCCCCUACUUCAGAUAGCCAUUCAGGUUGCACAGUUCAGCCCGACCCAACCAACUCUACUCAUAUAGGGGAUGAAACCAACGACAAUGACGAAUAUGAUUGCGAGAUCGAUGAAAUGGUUCUUCUACCUGUCCGUUCUACGGGAUAA